Messenger RNA from Pomacea canaliculata, 2772 nucleotides. RefSeq lists its product as uncharacterized. The record is from RefSeq and is a predicted model, not a curated record. Gene Ontology annotation, molecular function: gamma-glutamyl-peptidase activity. Lineage: Eukaryota; Metazoa; Mollusca; Gastropoda; Architaenioglossa; Ampullariidae. Gene Ontology annotation, biological process: tetrahydrofolylpolyglutamate metabolic process. Gene Ontology annotation, cellular component: vacuole.
AUGUCCGAACGAGGUCCAGCGAGGGUGCAGGACAUGAAGAACAAGCUGCGGCUGGUGGUCGCCCGGCGGGAGCUGGACUGGGGUGGAUCGGCGCAGCAAGCUCUGCGUAAACGAGUCGUUCACCUGCCCAUGCUGCAGAUCGACGUGCAGCACAGCGCGGAAGAUUCUCCGGAUACGGCGCUUCUUCGCGAUGCUCGCCAGUCUCUUCGACACAUGCUCGGCAAAGCGUCCGCCCAGAGUCAGACAUCAGAUCCCGAGAAACAUGGAGCAUCGAACUGCAGUCAGCAGGUGUGCAGCCAACAAGUGUUUACCCAGGAUCGCAUGAAGGUCCACGCACUAAAUUCAGCAGAUCCACCUCGUAAAGACGGGACUGAGUCUGGAUGUGGUAACCCCGAUGACCGUGAAGAGACAGAGACAGUCAGCUCUUUUGACGCCGACCGUGUGGACAGCGCUCUGUUCGACUACGUGUUCGACCGCCUCAGCCACCUGUCCGACGAUUCCUCUCAGGCCGAUGCCGAGUCCGACGUGGAAUACACUUCCUGUGCGCCCUCGUCGUCCCUGCACAACGAAGACAGUGUGGAGGCCACGGCAAUCCAUGCAGAUGCCUCCCGUCUACCCUCUAGUGUCCCUGGACCGUACGGCGCAUGGUUGGAACGCUUGGCUGACCCAGAACCGGGUGGCGAUGUUCAGCAGCGCCACCUGGGUAAGACCUGUGACGGGUGCGGGAACAUUAAGAGCUCGGCAGCCUCGCAGCAACGUCUGGGCCUGCAGCAAAAGGAGGGGAAGGUCGUGUCCUCGUCUUAUGCCCACAAAGUUAGGGAGGUCUGGAACGGUACCCCGGGGGUUGAGUCCGGACAGCCCCUCCGUCGAUCAGCGCUGGGCACAGCUGCCAAGGGGAUAGCGGCAGACAGAAAGAAAAAUGGAAAAGUGGAUGAAAGCUCUCGUGCAUCUUUCUCUUAUAAAUUGUCCAUUGCCAGCCCAGUGGAGUUUUUCUCUAUCCUUAAUGACAGACCUAUUAUCGGUGUUGCUGCACAAGAAACCUUCUCUAAAAGGGUUGGUGACACAUAUAUUCCAGCCUCCUAUAUUAAGUAUCUGGAGCAAGCAGGUGCACGUGUAGUUCCUAUUCGAGCUGGGGAGCAAGAGGAUUAUUACAACAAUCUCUUCAGUAAAAUUAAUGGGGCUCUUUUUCCUGGAGGAUCAGUUAGUGUGACAGAGAGUCAGUACGCCCGAACUGGUCGCAUCUUGUACAAUCUUACUCUCAAGGCUGCUGCUGUAGGCGAUAUAUUCCCUCUGUGGGGCACCUGUCUGGGAUUUGAACUACUGAACACAAUUACUGCUGGUCAGAACCUGCUUGCAGCCGUGGAUGCAGAGAAUAUCACUUUGCCCCUAGACCUAGUUGAUGAUGAUGUUCUUUCUUAUCUGACCAAAGAGAGUGUUACACAGAAUGAACAUCAAUAUGGCAUGCUGCCUGAGGUUUUCAACAAGAAUAAGGAACUUUCAAGUUUCUACCGUAUUCUCUCAACUAACCAGGGGAAGACUAAAACUACAUUCAUAUCUACUUUUGAAGCAUACAAAUAUCCCAUAUAUGGAACUCAGUGGCACCCUGAAAAGAAUGCCUUCAACUGGGAUCCACGUUAUGUCAUCAACCAUGAUGCACAUGCUGUCAGAGUUGCCCAGUAUUUUGCCAAUUUUUUCGUAAAUGAGGCACGAAAGAGUACCCAUAGAUUUCCUUCACUGCAAGAAGAAGCAGAUGCUUUGAUAGAUAACUACAAUCCAAUCUACAGUGCUGAUGGAACCUUCAUGGAAAACUACUUCUUCAAUUUCUCAUCUCCACCAAUAUCUACAACAUAAAACCACGAAAGUAAAGUUUUUAAUGAGUGGCAUAGUGAAGAUAUGUUUAUAUUUCAUAUUUGCUCAAAUGAGCAGUAAUUAAAACUACAGAAGAAAGUCUAUAUGAAAGUGUUAGGGCACAAGCUUCCACCAAGAAUUGUGAGUUGAAUAUGAGUGAUGUCCCUUGGCCCGGCUGCUUGCUGACGUUGACUUCCAUUCCUCCCGCUUCUUCAUUCCUCAUACUCAUUAUUUGGCGAUCUAUUUACUGUUUAGAUUUCACGCCUGAUUUGCCCACCAUAUUCAUCAGAUGUACCUUUCUAUGCUAUCCUUGCCAUUCUGGACCAUUGUGGUAACUUGAAAUGAGAUCUCGGGCUUAUACAAUUGUGUCCAUGUCUGUUUAGACCACAUACUAUAUUCUUUUUUCUCAUAGUUAUUGCUUCUAUCUUUACGACACUCCCAUCUUCUGGUCCCUGGUCUCAACUACCCCAUCUACAACAAUGGCUUAAAUCAAAAGGGAUGCAUUGAGCAUCACAGACUGAUGACAAAAAAAAAACUCUACCUUAUCUAAACAGAGCCUGCCUCUUCUUAUUAUUUAAGAUUAUUGCUCCCCUUUCUCUCUCUCUUUUUGUGCCAUCGAUCAGACUGAGCGGUGAACUGAUUUAUGCUUUGUACUUAUAGGCCCUGUGUAGGUUUUGUCUGUGACACAGGAAGAGGGUUUGCUGAAUGAGACAUUUCUAAAAGUGUAGGCAGAUUUUGUAAAAUGCUGUUAGCCUGUACAAAUUGUAUGCCAAAAUAACGGUUUUGAAUCUUUAACAUAAUUAAGUGAAUGAACAUUUGAUACAGACUUCCUUUUAUAUUUUCAUAAAAUAAUCAUUCCAAAAUUGCCAAUAUUUAUUUUUGCUUGUGAUAUUAGUGUAUUGCUGAAUAAACUGGUGCAAAUUA